CCCUCAACCCAACUCGAGUUGAGUCGAGUCGAGUUGACCAUUCUGCAAUCCUCAUUUUGACGGUUCUUUUGCUUCUAUUCCCCUUCUUCUAUUUUUCUCCUUGCGUUGUUAAAUCAAAGAAAGAAAGAGGAAAUAAGAAGGAAGAACACAGGUGUGCGGUUUAUAGAUUCUGUAGAUCCAUUAAGGAUCUCUCCCCCUACAGAAUCGUGUCCCUGAAAUUUAGUGUUUUUUCUGCUUUUGUCUCUCUCUCUCUCUCUCUCUCUCACACACACUUUAAGUUAUAAGAGAAGAGAAGGCAAUGAAUUGAAGUGAGAGAGAAAGAAAGAGAGAGAUGAAUGUGAGCCAUGCGUCGGUUCAUCCUGUGGAAGAUCCUCCAACAACAGACGGCGGAAUCAAUAACAACAAUGUACCUAGGGUUAGGAUGAAAGAUAUACAAGGCAUGCCUGGCACCAAAGGCGGCCUGGCCUUGCGUGUCUUUCAGUUUAUUUUUGCUGCUGCUGCUCUAGCUGUCAUGGCCACCACUAGUGAUUUCCCUUCUGUCACUGCCUUUUGCUACCUUGUUGCGGCUGCUGGUUUGCAGUUUUUGUGGAGCCUUACCUUAGCCAUAGUUGACAUUUAUGCUCUCUUGGUGAUGCGCUCCUUGCAGAACUAUCGAGUUGUCAGCUUGUUUGCUGUUGGUGAUGGGAUCACAUCCACUCUUAUAUUUGCCGCUGCUUGUGCUUCCGCUGGCAUCACAGUCCUUAUUGAUAAUGAUCUUGGUAGCUGUGCUGAGAAUCACUGUGUGCAAUUUGAAACUGCUACGGCCAUGGCUUUCAUCAGCUGGUUUUCUGCAUUGCCAUCUUUUCUUCUCAACUUUUGGUCACUGGCGUCCAGAUGAAACAAGAAAAUGGGAAAACCUGAAACUGAAAGAAAAAUGAAAAGAAAAAAAGGAGAAUUGAGAUAUUGGCCUUUUUGUCACCAACAUGAUCUUAUUUGAUCCUUAUUGCCUUUUAAGUACAAUUCUGAAAAGUUGAACUCAAUGCCCUUCCCCUGUGAAUGUUUUGUAAAUUGGGAUGCGUCGUAAAUAUAUGGGGUUCUUUGUAUUGUCGGGAAUGCUGCCAAUUGCUGAGGAAAUGAAUUUGAUUUUUGGUGUAGACAUGCAAUGUAGAAUAUCUGAAGUUAAAACAGUAUGCCAUUCAAAAAGAGUGUUUGCGGGCGA
Ricinus communis (castor bean) is the source of this 1198-nucleotide messenger RNA. Its product is annotated as CASP-like protein 5A2. The record is from RefSeq and is a predicted model, not a curated record. The coding region runs from base 332 to 877 and encodes 181 amino acids. The transcript has 4 exons. NCBI's taxonomy places the organism in Eukaryota, Viridiplantae, Streptophyta, Magnoliopsida, Malpighiales, Euphorbiaceae. Gene Ontology annotation, cellular component: plasma membrane.